Molecule: messenger RNA, 13035 nt
Organism: Siniperca chuatsi (mandarin fish)
Lineage: Eukaryota; Metazoa; Chordata; Actinopteri; Centrarchiformes; Sinipercidae
Product: rho guanine nucleotide exchange factor 17-like
Exons: 25
Coding region: 395-8668 (2757 amino acids)
Biological process (GO): actin cytoskeleton organization
Molecular function (GO): protein binding; guanyl-nucleotide exchange factor activity
Source: RefSeq, a predicted model, not a curated record
CCCCUCUGCCCUAUCUCAGGCAUUAACAUGCUAAAAACAACAUAAGUCACGGAAAAGCAAAUCAUGCCAAAAUAAGGAAUCCACAAACAGUUUGGGAAUUAAUAGUGAAUGAUGCGUCGGGCCCGUGCAGGCGUGCUAACCUGGCGAUGGGCAGAGGUUUAGAGACAGUAUGGGAUAACAAUGGAAAAGUUGAGUUUGUGAACAGGUUGGGAAAGUUUGGGCCAAAAAAAAAAUUGUAGCGCUUUUCCUCUUUGCACGGAUGCGGUUUCGAGAAUCGACAACAUGCUGCGUGGGGGAAAUGGACCACAAUUCCAAAAGGUGCUUGGAUCUGUAGCCUAAUAUCCGUGGAGUUAAAAUGUGUGUGUGUGAAAUCUAACAAAGAAAGACAUGAACAAUGGCAGAAAGAGAGAGGAAGAAUGCGGCUGUGUACCGCAGCGUCUCUUUCAAAAAGUUGGGGUCCUGGAGCGCCAACAGGAGUGAAGACCAACAACACAAAUCAGAGGAUCUGGAGGCAGCUGGCGUCGCCCUUCCCCCGGAGCCCAGCAAAGCAGAACAGACCCUGGCGACGCGUAAUGUCAGUGUGUCAAGAAAAGUUUCCAAAAUCUCUGCCACCACCGCCGGCCUCCCAACCGCAGAUCCAAAGAGAGGCUCCUCCACUCCUCUCUCCUCUAUUUCUCCAUCCAUCCGCCAACUCACUGAGAAGUUUAGCAGCAGCGGCUCCGCCGGCACGGAUAGAGCCUCACCGGGAGACGGCGCAGCAGUGACGCGAGGGAGCAGUACUUUUCCACGGGCCAGGGGCUCCAGGAGAGACGGGUCUCGGUCUCGUAAAUCUUUUCACGAGGACAGCGGUGGUGGAUAUUUCCAGGAUAGUGAUAAUACUACUGCAGAGUCUCUCACAGACAACAAAGUGCAAAAGUUUCACUCUGGCACCGACUCUGUGUCAGGCUCGGACUCAGAGAAGAAAAGUGAGAAACAGAUUUUUUCACGUUUAUCAACCGACAGCAGCAGCAACUCUGGUAAGAGAGAUUAUUCACAGAUCAAUGCAUGUCCCUCUGAUCCCAAAAAGACUUUGACCACAGAUGAGGAAGAGGAUGUUACUGGUAGAGGGGUUCCUUCACCCUGUAAAUCUCACAGAAGUUACCUCUCUACACACCACAGUGACUUUAUUCCCCUGCACUCUGACAAGUGGCCCAGUGUCACAAAAAUUAGACAAAUUUUUGAUGAGAGACAAGGCAAAGCUACGCAGCAGCACAAGACUGACACUUGUGAGAAUUUAAAAGCAGCCGGCAGAGGCCAUCUGCACGAGCUCAGCCCCAGUGAGAGUGCUCCUCUCUCGGAUAGAAGUGACAAACACUCACCUUGCAGCUCUGCUAAUGAAGCCAGUAGCCUGUCUUUGCAUGGCAAAUGCAUAGUUGGAGCACAAAGCAGAGAAAGCAGUACUGCUAAAGAGACUUUUUGUUACGGUAUGGACUUUUAUUCCAAAGCUGACCACCAGCAGUACUCAAAUGAUGAGGAGGCAGACAUAGAGACACGUAGUUCUAAUAAAAACAACGCUUCUGGCAGAAAUACAUUUCAAAGCAGCAGCAGUAGCAGUUGCACUGGGGGUAGUCACUACCAUAGGAUUAACCCAUCUCCAUACAGAUCUCAUAGUCCCAGCACUGAGGCAGAGGCUGCCCUUAAGACCCCCAGGACAACAGGGUUGACAUCUGACCCCAACCCUGACCUUCAACCCCCUGCUACUUUGUCUUGGAGUCGACCGGAGAGCUUAGACACCAUCUCCUUCUCCACCUCUCUUCAGCAGCCGACAGUGAGGGAGAGAAGGGAUAGACAGGGGGUCGGGCUGCCCAGGGAUAGUUUACAUUCCUCACAUAGCUACUCUAGAGCGCCAGCCCCCACCACCUCCUCCCCCUCCUCUGCUCCAGCUCCAGAUAAAGCCAUUACCUCCUCCUCCUCAACUGUAGCUCCCUCCACCAAGCUAAGAGCCCCAGCAAAAGUUGCCUCUCCCCUCAGCUCCCGUUGGAGGUUUAGCUCUGGAGACGAAGAGGAGGAGCACACCAGGAAAAGAAGAGGAGGUGGAGGAGGUAGUUGGAGUGUUUCUUCUGGCCCUGCUCCUUUCAUCUCCUACAGAGCAGGAGAAAGGGGCACCACAGAGCGAGGAGGCAGCUAUUUAUCCCGCAGUAAAAAUGUCUGCUGGGGAGCUAAGGGCAUUGGCAGGUCUUCAGGCAGUGAGGAGGACAGCCCUAGUUCUUUAGGCCCCCACAGUCGAGAGGCAGUGCGCCGCCGCUCGCUGAGAAAGAAGAAGAAGGUCAGUGGAGCUGCUCUAGCAACAGGCCGUGAUGAUUAUGAUGAUCAUGAUGGCGAAUCAGAAGACAGCGACAGUGACGUGGCCUUGACAAUGGAGCACUUAGAGAGGCACCACCAACAAAACACAGGAGGAGAAUUUGCGAGAACAGCAUCUCGGAGCCAUUCUGCAAGAGAACCCUGUAGUCAUAGUAACAGAGCCAGGGUACAGCAAUGGGAGCGCAUCUCCUCACCUGCAACGUCCACAACACUUCCUGGUGUAUCACGAGUGUCGAAGGUCAAUAUCCCCCCAUUUGUUUCCAGUCCUGGUGGUUCACGUUGCAGCAGCCGAUAUUCCAGCACUGAGACACUGAAGGAGGAGGACCAGGCUAGCUGCACCAACCGUACAGCAAAUGUGUUUUUUAACCUGGGCGGAGCUGGAGGCAGCACUAGCAAAACUGCGUCCUCGUCCAUGCUGAGUAAAACGUACCAUGGGAAUUUUACCAUGUACAGAUCCCCAAGCUUUGGCCAUGGGGAUAACUUCUCCCGUACCCCUGUGCGGGUGCGCCCUAAGGUUGUGCCUACAGUCUCCUCCUUACCUAGUGUACUUUCCAGACAAAGUGGAGUAUCUGCAGGGGUUAGGGGUGGUGAGACCAUGGCAAUAAGGAGGACAACAAGUGGGGAUGGGGUCGAUGAUAAUGAUAAAAAUGUAAUAUCCAUGUCCAACCCCGAUAUUGCCUCAGAAACUAUGUCACUCUUAAGCUUUCUGAAAUCUGACCUGUCAGAGCUCAAAGUGCGGAAAACAAGUGGAGACAAAUCUGGGGGCGUGGAGGGGUCAUCGGUGUACAGGAUGGGCUCACGGACUCAUGGCGGGACACUUCUACCUUCUGGUCAUCGGCCAUCACUGAAAGACCUGACCGCCACCCUGCGGCGUGCAAAAUCCUUCACUUAUUCAGACAAACCCACAACAGCCGUGAGGUGUUGCUUGAAAGGUGGCACCACGAAGAGGAGCUCCUCUGAGCAGCAGCUUGACUUGGAUGAGGAGAAGGAUGGAGGGAGGGUGUCAGUGUCAGAUAGGGAAGUAGAAAGUGAUGGGGGUGAUUUUAGGGUUGGGAGAGGACAAAGAAUGAGGGAUUAUAGAUUUGAUGAUGAGGAGGAAGUGAUGCCUCCAUUGCAGGAGAGGUAUGUGCAGGAAGCCAGACAGGUCAUUCAAGAUAUCUGCCAGAUGAGUACUAGGGAAGAUGAUGAUGUAGAUGUAAGGAGAAUUGACAAUGAUUUGGAGGAUGAAUGUUUCCAGGUCAAGAAAACAAAUGAGGAGAAGGAGAAAGCAGGAGUGAGUGUUAAGGAUGAGGCAAGGACAGAUCAAGAGGCUGAGUUUAAGAACACAAAAGACAGGGAUAAACAUGAGCGGGAGAGAGAGAACAGGGAGAGGGAGAGGAGCGAGAGGGAUGGACAAAGUAUGCAGUUGGAGAAGCUAAACAGCAGGGGCACAGUGUACAGGGAGAAGGCAAAAAGACAGAGCAGAGAGACAGAGAGAGCCUUACUGAAGGGCGACUCGGGGGAAAGCAUGUUCUAUGACCGCUCUGUGGAUGAACUUUCGGGCCAUGAGUCUAGUUUAACAGAUGAAGGGAUUGUAACAGAGCCAGAGACAGGCCCUAGUGACCCGUCCGAGAGGUCAUUCUUGGGGUCAGCAGGGGAUAAUCUAGGGUCACGAAUUGCUAGGGAUGUGCUAGGGCAGCCUGUCACUGUAUGGAAGCAAUCGGCUCUCCAUGAAGCUGAAGGUUUUAAGCAGGAUAGAGAAGAGAUGACAGAGAACAGCGUGAAUUGCACAAAUCGUCUGAAUGAACUCAGCGCACUUCCCACCUUGCCUCUUUCUGCCUGUACGGCUGAGAGUGACAGUAUCAUCAUGGAGCUGAGCAGCACUGCUGGUAUCAACAAUGUCAACACUACCACUGAGGAGAUCAACACCAACAGCGCUGUGUCGCAGAGGUCAGCAGGCACCGCAGCAGGAGGAGGAGGACUUGAAUCCCCUGCGACCCCAAGUGCUAUCCGUCGAAGGCGCAAGUUCUCCCCGUCUGGUAAUAACAACACAGGCUCAGAUUCCAGUAAUGGCAGUAAUGCAGAGUCAACAAUAGCAGCUGUCGGAAAUGGGGAGUCCACAGUCUACCGCUCUCUCAGUGACCCCAUGCCUCAGCGGCGCUGUUCUGUGGCAGAAGAAGGGAAUAACAAUUUUUCCUCUGUAGACAGCAACCUGUUAGGAUCCCUAUCUGUCAAAGGAGGAGGAGGUGCUCCAGAGGCCUCUUCUGUGGCCACCUUGUCAGAAUACAAGGGCAGUGUGGCCAGUGACUUGUCAGUUUACAGUGAUGGCGGGCUCCGUGAUGAUGCCGUUCGUGACUACAGUGGGGUGAUCAGAAGCAUUGUAGCUGAGCCAGGUGCAAUGGACAGACUGAUGACUGAUGACCAUGGCAAUGGCAAAGCUCCCAAGAAGAAGUCAUUCAGUGACCCCAGUCGCCGUAGCGAUGCCCCUUUACUUUCCCAGAAUGACCCUCAAUUCAGAGGGCAGACCGGCAUCACUCAGCCAAUCAGUGAACUGGAUCAACCUGGCCAGAUCCCACCUUCCAGCAGUGAGCCAAUCCUGAAUGAGCAGAGAGAGGAACUGUGGGAGCCAGAAGUUAAGCCUAAACACACAUUGGCAACACAAGCACAUCGCCAUGCAGACAGCAGUAAUAAAGUCAAGAAGGCUUGUUCACAGUCAGAAUGUAUCCCCCACUCUGAUAAUCAUGAUGAUGAUGUAAUAGACCAAGGUGCAGAAGAGAAAGAGGUGCAGAAGUUUAACUUUGACUUCAAGCUAGUUGGGGUUCUGUCCCCUAGAAUGAUUCGUCGCCCCCCCAGAAAGCGUCCAAACAGGCUGGCUCAGUUUUUUUCUCAUGAGGACCCAUUUGAGUCCCCAGAACUGGGUUCUGAGGAGCAAGGGGAUCACAGUGACCAAACAGACCUCACCCCUCCUCUUCCCCCUCCCCCAUUGCAAUCCAAAUCCAAAACCAGGCCCAAGCAUGUCCGCCAUGCCAGCGAACCCGCCACCUUUAUCCCCAUCUCCCCACCUCCACACCUCCAGCCACUGAAGGAAGCGGACUGCCUUGCCGUCCGACCCACUGCAGAGCCUCCAACCUUAAGUGAGCCUCCAGGAGACGAGGCCCCAUCUCUGGAGGACGUAACCCAGAAAUAUAUUCUGGAACUGAGCACUGCUGAGAGAGACACUGAAGGCCCAGGGCCUCUUCCAGUGGCCAGGGAUGGAGCUGAAGGUUCAGUAUCAGCUUCAGAGGGGCCCAGCGAGACCAGCACAAGUGGAAUUACAGAAGCUGGACCACAGAAGAAGAGCACAGAGGACACUGCAUUCACGGCUACCCCACAGAGGACCAAGCCCAGAGUGGACAUGAGGAAACAUGUGAUGAUGACCCUCUUGGACACAGAGCAGUCAUAUGUGGAGUCACUACGCAGUCUCAUUCAGGGCUACAUGCGUCCUCUCAAACAGCCAGACAGCAGCUCUAUAGUGGACCCUCUGCUGGUGGACGAGAUGUUUUACCAGAUCCCAGAGAUUCUGGAGCACCACGAGCACUUCCUGGAGCAAGUCGCCGGCUGCGUCAGCCAAUGGCACGAUAGGCAGACUGUUGGACACAUCCUCAUCCAAUCAUUCUCCAAAGAGACUCUAGCUAAUAUGUAUUCAGCGUACAUUGACAACUUUCUCAACGCCAAAGAUGCUGUGAGGAUUGCCAAGGAGGCCAAGCCGGCAUUUCACAAGUUUCUGGAGCAAAACAUGCGUGAGAACAAGGAGAAACAGGCUCUGGGUGAUCUGAUGAUUAAACCAGUCCAGAGGAUCCCUCGAUAUGAGCUGCUAGUUAAGGACCUGCUCAAGCACACAAUGGAGGAUCACCCGGACUACCCAUACUUACUGGACGCCCAGAGGGACAUCAAGCGAUUGGCCGAGAGGAUCAAUAAGGGCCGUCGCUCCGCUGAGGAAGCAGAGAAGGAGGCCAGGGUCAUCCAGGAGAUCGAGGCGCACAUAGAGGGAGUAGAACAUAUACUGAACCCACAAAGGAAGUUCUUGAGACAGGAAAUGGUCAUGGAGGCGAAGACAGUGGGUGGGAAGAAAGACCGUUCUCUCUUCCUCUUCAGUGAUCUGAUCAUCUGCACCACCCUCAAGAGGAAGUCUGGCUCAUUAAGACGCAGCUCCAUGAGCCUAUACUCUGCUGCGAGUGUGAUCGAUACUUCCAGUAAAUACAAGUUUCUGUGGAAGCUUCCCCUGGAGGAAGUGGAGGUGGUGAAAAGCUCCACUCUGGCAACAAACAAGGAGAGCAUCCAGAAAAUGAUUAGUCGAUUAGAUGAGGAUCUCAGCACUCUGGGUCAGAUCAGCAAACUGUCGGAGACCCUCAGCUUUCCACACCAGUCCCUCGAUGAGGUAAUAAAGGAUCUGAUGGCGUCAGUUCACAGGGAGCUGUCAGAGAAGCAGUCCCUGGCCUUCAGUAUGACCUUCCUGCCCACAAAGCUGGAGUUCACCACAGCCUCCGCCGAGAGCAGCUUCAUCUUCGAGUUUACCUCGCCUGACAUUCGUUCCAACUUUGAACAGGCCUUUGAAGAAGCCAAGAAGAAGCUAGCAAUGAAUAAGGACCAGUGGGACCCAGAGUUUCUGAAGGCCAUUCCUAUCAUGAAGACACGUAGUGGAAUGCAGUUUUCGUGCGCCUCUCCCAGCCACAGCUGUCCUGACAGUGGCUGCGAGGUGUGGGUGUGUAACAGUGAUGGAUACGUGGGACAGGUUUGUCUGUUGAACAUAAAAGAUGAGCCCACAGUGGAGGCCUGUAUUGCUGUCUGCUCAGCGAGGAUCAUAUGUAUUGCUGCGGUACCAGGACUCAAGGGAAGGGAGCGUGAAUCAGAGCCUGCCCUCGCCCCUAUCUCCGGAGCACCCGGUCAUGCCCAGCAGCAGCUCCAUAUAUCUAUCUCUCAUUCAUCUCUGGAGCUGACGGAGCAACCUACAGGACCAGGGGCGGAGCUUGUUCCUUUUGACAGUGAUGACACCGAUGACGAGGAUUCACCCAGCCCUUCCUCCACUCUUCAGAGUCAGGCCAGUCACUCCACCAUAUCAUCCAGCUAUGGCAAUGACGAGGGUCCAGGCUCCAAGGACAUGGCUACAGAGACCACCAGCAGUGAGGAGGAGCAGGAGUUCCCGGUGGCAAGCUCCUACGGAGCUCCGGGGAUGUUAGGGGUUGGAGGAGGAGGAGGUCGCACCCACACAGAGAGCCCCAUGGACGGCCGCGCCAUGCGCCGCUCCUCCCGAGGCUCGUUCACCAGGGCAAGCCUGGAGGACCUGCUCAGCAUCGACCCAGAGGCCUACCAGAGCUCAGUGUGGCUGGGCACAGAGGACGGAUGCAUCCACGUGUACCAGUCCUCGGACAACAUCCGUAAUCGUAAAAACAGCAUGAAGAUGCAACACUCAGCCUCCAUCCUCUGUAUACUGUAUUUUGACAACAAAGUGUUUGUGUCCUUGGCCAAUGGAGAGGUGAUUGUCUAUCAGAGAGAAGCAGGUAGUUUCUGGGACCCUCAGUCAUCCCAGAUGUUAGCUCUGGGCACACCCAGUAGCCCUGUCACCAAAAUGGUUCCUGUGGGAGGAAAGCUUUGGUGUGGCUCCCAGAACAGAGUCCUUAUUAUCAACACGACUACACUAGUACAAGAGCACUGGUUCCAGGUGGGCACAGACAGCAGUCGGUGCGUGACUUGCAUGGUGGCGUACGGUCAGGGUGUGUGGUUGGCAUUGCAGGGCAGCGCGCAGGUCAAACUGUACCACGCUCAGACCUUGGAGAGCCUGACAGAGGUGGACGUGGCGCCUGCUGUGCAUAAGAUGCUUGCAGGUGCAGAUGCGAUCAUCAGACAGCACAAGGCCGCCUGUCUGAGGAUCACAGCAUUGCUGGCCUGUAAGGAUCUGCUGUGGAUCGGCACCAGUGCAGGGGUGGUCCUUACACUGGCGAUCCCAGCGGUGAGCUCAGGAACUGGGGCUGGGACAGUGAAAUAUCCCCUGGCGCCGAUGGGUUCGGCUCAUGGACACACGGGCCACGUUCGGUUCCUGACAUCGAUCGAACUACCGGAAGGAUUUGACAUGAACUUCCCCCCUACGUCAACUGACUCCACAGGCAACCAUUCUCAGAGUGGCAGCACAGUUGAUGGGAACCUCCAAAGGCAUGACUCGGCGCGUCGCAGAGCCUCUGCCCACAUCCCUAUUAAAACCAACCAUCUAGUGAUUUCUGGCGGCGAUGGCUAUGAGGACUUCAGACUGACCAAUAGCAGUGAAACAGUCGGACGGGAUGACAGUACCAACCAUCUUUUGCUUUGGAGGGUCUGAGACAAUCGACCCCGGUUUGAACAACCCACUCCCUCUAGCUGAAAACGGUGCACAAGCUCCUGUCCUUUUCCCCAUUGGACUCCUCACUUUUUGCUGUUGUUGUUUUGGUCUUCUGCUCAGUCCACCAGUCUCUGUGUGCAUAAUAUGGCUGUCAACUCCCUCCUGGACUUACUUAAUGAAUAUGGUCACUUCAAACCCAGUUUUCUUGUGCUAAUGUUUCUGAUGGUGUGCGUUGUUCCUCACUGAGUGGUGUCUGUGCGUGUGUAUUUCGUUUUUAAACUCAAGUCUUUACAGAAGGAGACAGAGUAGGGAAAAAUGAAACUUUCACAUGUGGAUGUUUAGAUUAUGUUUAGACAAGUGAAGAAAAUAAAGACAGAAGAGGACUUGGACUCUGCAGAAUGUCAUUGCACAGGAGGUUGAAAGAGGACAUUUAAGUGAACUGAGACAUAAGUGAAGCAUGUAGUUGUCCUUUUGACAAUUUCUUUUGACAAGUUUUUUGGACUUUGACAUCAACCCUUUACUCAUUCAUCACUUCAUCUUAACCUCAACUGCAGACAAAAUGCCUCCUGAUGAUCAGAGGGAAAUGCCAUGUACAAAUAUGAAUAUCUAUGAAUGGAAACUAAGUAAAACAUACCAUCACAGACUGUAUUUUGAUGGAUAUUCUGAAUUUGCGUUGAUUUUUACAGCUAGAGUUCAAGCUUAGCAGAGAGGUUCAGUUGACAUCAGAGAGCUUUUAAAGGAGUCUUUAAACUCGCUUGUCCAGGACUGGACAACAACCCGUAAUGGCAGAUCUGAGAUCAGAUAUUUCUGCUAGGGUUGUAAUAAUAAUAUCUACUCCACAAUUCAUUGCUUAUAGAUGUGAGAAUGCUAAAAUCAUCUUUUCUGUGAACAAGAGCAUCAUUUAAGUGCAAUAUGUGGCAAGGGUAUCUAACAAGACUAUAAACACAUGCACACAGUCAACACACAUUAAUGCACAGCCUUCACUCACUGAAUCUGAAGAAAUUUAUGAAAAACAUAAAUGUGUGUUUUUUCCACAGAUAAUCAUGAUGUAUCUGAUUUUCUUAUUUAAUUUUUGGUGCCAGUUUAAGAUGACAUGAACGUAGAUGAUGCCCACUACUGGAGUUGAGUAGAAAAAAAAGUGCAUUGGCGACAUUCCUCCUUAACAUGACUAUGCCAAAGCCUUGUAUGUGUUAAUGUUUUGACAUUGAGGGAUCUCAAAAGAGUUCUUUUGCCAUGAAAUUUCAGUUUGUUGAGUGGAAAUCAGGAGCUGGUGUUGCUGAUUUUUAUAGCACACUUGCUAGAUGACGCUAGGCUGUGGUAGCAGAUAACGAUAGUUAUAUGUACAGUAUUUAUGGUUUUGAUUUUUAGCGCCUUCUUUUACAGCACUUAAUUUAUAGAAGAUGUAGCUUUCACUUUUUCUUUUUGAGAUGAAGAACAGGCCCUGGCUUGAUUACCAGAAUAGAUAAAUGGGCAUAGUUGGGUUCAGGCAGUAAGACACACACAAUAGGGGUGUAACGAUACAGUCCACUUAUGGUUUGGCACGAGACACAACGCACGGUUCUUGUUUUGGAGUUGUAUGGCUCCAUAAAUGCAGAGAAAUAGAACCAGAAAGGAGAGGGGCCUGAAAAUAUGUUUUGUCUCUACUCUUCCUUUGACUGUUGGUGGCCCAAAGACCCAGACUGCAAACUGAUCCAGCUGUAAAAUCAAUCCCAAAAUUCACUUCACGUUGUGUCCGAACACAGCUUGAUCCUUAUCUUGAACCAGCAGAGAACACAGUAGCUCUCUUGUGUCCGUUUGGGUGCAAAAUGCUAAGAUUUGCUUAAUAAUCAAUUAUUUUUGGGCUCCACAUGUGUAUUGUGGUAUUUCUAGAAAUAUAGCAGCUAAGAUGUAUUGUUACACCCCUAAUGCACAAACCCACACAAACACUGAUUUCAGUAUUGAUUGUUGGAGAUGCAUGUGGUUUGUUUGUGAGAGAGAGUGCACAAGAUGUAGAGUAGGUCAGAAGGACAAGUGCUGAGUACCUGCACCGCCUUCAGAAGGCUAAAAGUUAAGCCAUUAAUCACACACACAUACACAGAUCGAAAAGUCAGCUCUCCCCCGUCCAACAGCAGAUGUCUGGGGAAGUGAAGGGUGUCUCUGACUUGUCCUUGUGCGUACACGCGUUAGCCUCAGGCUUUGGGGUUAAGCAGUGAUUGUCUUUGAUCCCUCCAAGCCUAGAAAACCUCAUUGCACUUUGCCAGCCAUCUGGGCACUUCGCCUCAGCUUUCCCACUUCCCAAAUGCUUUCACAUUAGGUUAACUCUUCCACUGUGAGAGUGGCUAACAGUUAAGAGGAUUGGUUGGUUGUUGUGAUAGCUGCUAACUAGCUUGUGAGCUCUUUGCCUCUGUAAGUGUAAAGGCCUCUGUGUGCGUGUGUGUGCAUCCUCCACAAGUGCUCUGUUAUUCAGUUAAAAAAAAGUAGCUUGUUUGUGAUUUUCAAUUGAGGCCAAAUUCCAGCUAGCUUGUGAUACCCUGUGAAGAAUACAGCAGAAGAAAGUUUGAGGAUUUUAGCAAACGUUACAGGACGACAUUUUGGGAAAUAUGCUUAUUUGGUUUCUUGUCGAAAGUUAGGUGAUUGACACCACUCUCAUGUUUGUACAGUAAAUAUUAAACUACAGCCAGCAGCCACUUAGCUUAGCUUAAAGAUGGAAACAGGGGGAAACAGCUAGCCUGGCUCUGUCCAAAGGAACAAAACUGCGUCUGUGUAAAUGCUCUAAAGCUCACUAAUUAAGACGUUAUAUCUUUAAUUAUUCCAUACAAAAACCAAAGUGUAAAAAUGCUCAGGAAGUCACUGCUCUCUGCUAAGUAAGUCAUAGCACAUGUGUGUCAUUUUUACACUUCAGUUUUUGUACUCAUUUAACAAAUUAGAUAUAAUGAAAGUGAGUUACCUUGCUAGCUGUUUCUGCUGUUUCCAGUCUUUGUGCCAAGUUAAGUUAACCUACUGCUGGCUGUAGCUUCAUAUUUAACAGACAGACAUGGGAGUGGUAUUAAGCUAACUCUAAAUAAAAAAGUGAAUAUGAUUUAAAGGAAUAAUUGAACUCAAUAAUGUCCUCUAAUGUUAAGGUAGCAGAUGUGUUUUUUUAUGUUCUCUAUGAUUCACAACAAAAGUAAUAUUUGUGUUCUCAGUGCCAAGAGCUGCCAAGUUACCCAUGAAAAUAAAUGCUGUAUAUCUAUGCUGGCUGUAGAGCAGUGGAGAGUUACUAUAUUUCUGUGAACAGUGAGAAAAUGGGUGUGUUGAGAGGAAUAUCUGUGUGCUAUCUCUGCUGGUACCAGCACUUUUGGAGCACUGUUUCUAAAACUGUGAGUUGGGCAGCAAAAAAGGGUCACAGCCCCUCAGUUAACUGAAUUUUUAGUGUGUUUUCGAGCUCUAGGGUCUCUGGGUAAAACAUAAUUACUUAAUGUCCUGAGCUGAAAACAGUUCUACAAUUUUGUUUGAUGGCUCCAUUAAUGAUUUUCUGAAACUGCUACGAUGGAGUCAAUAACUUUAAUUUCAGCCGAUUCAGAAAGUUAGAUUUUCUUUAAAAUCUGAAAAAUAUUUGCCUUAAAAUAUACUUUUACAUUUCCUCAGUAGUCAUAUAAGUAUUAAUAACUGAAUAUAUUUUCAGCAGUUGCAUUUUAGGUUUUGAACCCAGUGUAAUGACUUAGACGCUCUUCAUUUUACAGACAUACAAGCACCCACACACGCGCGCACACAUCUUAGAUAUGAAGUAAAACUCAAUGCUAAUUUGAGCAGGAUUGAGAGAAUGAACCAAUGUUGUGUGCCAGUUAAAGAAACAGAAAAGAUUUACACUUAAUUUUCACCAUCGCAUCAAACUCAUCCUUACAUCACUGUAACUUUUAAGUAACCUUCUCAUGCCCGUAUGUGAAAGAAGUCUUUAUUGUUGUAAAUAUUAGUAUAUAUUGCCUUUUUUCUGUAAAUAGUGCACCCACGGUCCUCAAUUGUUGAUAUGAAUCUAAUGGCAUAUUUUUAUAUAUUUGUGUAAGGUUUGUUUUUGUUUGUAUUUUUUCCCUUCCUCUCUGGCAUGCACUGUCAGUAAUGUUUAAAUUAUAACUGUCAUAGAUCUUUCCAAAAGAAGACAAGAUGGCCUCUGUUGUUACCAGGGGAUAGAGUUUUGGCAUUGAUGUUUUCACUCGUAGUUAGCUCCAAAACGUACGUUUGCCUUGUUAUGGACGUCUACAGGAAGGAAAACACCUGGUCAUAACUCUGUUUAUCUCUGGUUGACAUCUUGUGGUUGUCAUGGUUACAGUCUAUCAGAGUUACUUCCUGUAUGUAGCUGUUUUUGUUUUGUCACUGUGGGUUUCUCUUUGUAAUUAAAUCAGUUCACUGGU